Molecule: messenger RNA, 1369 nt
Organism: Triticum aestivum (bread wheat)
Lineage: Eukaryota; Viridiplantae; Streptophyta; Magnoliopsida; Poales; Poaceae
Product: proline-rich protein 2
Exons: 1
Coding region: 234-1073 (279 amino acids)
Source: RefSeq, a predicted model, not a curated record
AGCCCUUUUGACUCCCGGUCUCCCACCACACUACCACGGGGGUCCUCGGCUCGCACAAAUCAAAGCACGACGGAGGGAAACCCAAAGCCACGCACUGUCCUCUCCGCUCGCUCUCCCACUCCCCCCUGUCUGUCCCUCCUCAUGCUCACCACCAUCAGACCAGCCAUGCCCGCCUAGCUAGCUAAGCUAAGCUCGGCUACAAGCCCAGUAGAAGCGCGAAGGACGGUGUAGCCAUGGGCUGCUGCGUCAGCAAGAAGUGCGGCGAGCCGCCGGGCGCGGCCGAUGGGAGGAAGGCCGUGGAGGCCCGCGACCUGCCGCCGCCCGAGGAGGAGAAGGUCAAGGAGGUGCUCUCGGAGACGCCGCGCGUCAAGCCGCGGUCCAGGGCCAGGCGCGUCGCUGGCGGCACGGUGGUGGCGCCGUCGGCGGAGAAGGCCAGGGCCAAGGACGGCCAUGGCGUCGGCGGCAGGGUCAGCAGGCCCGCGCGCUCCGUCGAGGAGAAGUCGGAGGCGGCGUCCGAGUCGUCGGCCGCGACCACGGUGGCCGGGCCCGAGCGGUCCCCGUCCAAGCCGCCCAGGUGCCGGCAGGGAAGGGCCGCGCCCGGUGGCGAGCUCAGGCGCGCCAGGCGGGACCGAGACCACGGCGCGGCCACCCCCGGCGGGCGCGGGCGCGCGUCCCAGUCGCCCCCGCCUCCGCGGCGCGACCCCGGGCGGAGGUCGCCGUCGCCGGCCGCGAAGCGGGCGCAGGACCAGCGCCGCGACACCGCCGGCUCGGCCUCGUGCGCGCAGAGAAAGCCGCCCGUGCCCGCGAGGCCAUGCGGCCGCACGCCGACGCCGCCCCGUGGGCAGGAGGUGCCUCCCCAGCCAUCGCCGGCGCCACCGGCGGCGGCGAAGCCACUCCCGCACGGUCCUCCUACGCAAUGUGCGUCCCCACCGACGCCACAGGUACCGGAGCAGGAGGAUACGGAUACUCCCCCGGGCAGCGACGGCGACGCUGCGGCCGGUGGCGGCGAGGGCGAGGGGAAGGAGUCCCUGGAGAACCCCCUGGUGUCCAUGGAAUGCUUCAUCUUCCUGUGACAGUAGCACUAGACCUGCCUUCUCUCGCUUCCCAGUAAGUAAUCAGUGCUCCAUUGCUACAGUUAGGAGUAACUAGAUUUAGCAGCCGUGCUGAUUUGGUGAAUGUAAUCUCGCUGGUAACUUCUUCUCGGGUUGGAAUUUUGCAUCCCGGGGAAGAAAUCAGUCCCAGCUCUUUGGUGUACUCUGUACAACCACUACUUUCUUUGGUGUACUCUGUAAUCAGUAAUCUUUCCUGUAGACUGUAGCUAAUCCAAGCUAAGCUAGCCAGGGCAUCUCUGUAAUGAACUGCAUUAAUA